AUGUAUAAUAAUAAAUUAAUUAAAAGCUUAAAACAAAAAUUUUGCUGUGGUUUCAGGUUCAGGUAUAACAAAGGAAGCAUAAUGAGGAGUUACAGAUGCGCUAUUGUCUUGUUUUUCAUCCUGGGGGCUGCACUUGCUGCAGAAAGUUACCUGGAUUACGGAGAAGAAAAUGCCGACCGCAAUAUCGAAAAUCUGAGGGAAUUCUACAGGUACUUGUUGCGACGUAAUUCUCUGGAAGGGUUGAGAUCAUCAAUGUCUCUUGAUUCACCGUACGAACAUCUGAUGAUACGAAAAUCUCAGCGUUCACCAUCCCUGCGUCUUCGGUUUGGCCGUUCUGAUCCAAUGAUGCCCAAGGGAAAUCUAUUAACGAGAUCGGCAUCAAACCCAGCAUCUUUUGAGGACAAUUGAGACUACUGGCUACAUUGCGUAUUAUAUAUGAAAUAAUUUUCAU
Molecule: messenger RNA, 451 nt
Organism: Cotesia congregata
Lineage: Eukaryota; Metazoa; Arthropoda; Insecta; Hymenoptera; Braconidae
Source: the annotation of a GenBank genome assembly